Gymnodraco acuticeps is the source of this 960-nucleotide messenger RNA. Its product is annotated as free fatty acid receptor 3-like. The record is from RefSeq and is a predicted model, not a curated record. Lineage: Eukaryota; Metazoa; Chordata; Actinopteri; Perciformes; Bathydraconidae. Gene Ontology annotation, biological process: G protein-coupled receptor signaling pathway; cellular response to fatty acid. Gene Ontology annotation, molecular function: G protein-coupled receptor activity. Gene Ontology annotation, cellular component: plasma membrane.
AUGGUGUGCAACCGCCUGCUGCUCUCCGUCUACAUCGUCACCUUCCUGAUGGGGGUCCCCGCCAACAUCCUGGCCUUCUUCACCUUCUGCAAAAAAGUGCGCGGCAAGCCCGCCCCCAUCGACAUCCUCCUGCUGAACCUCACCAUCUCAGACCUCAUCUUCCUGGCGUUCCUGCCCUUUAAAAUUAAAGAGGCCUUUGACGGCAUGGUGUGGCUGAUGCCCUACCCCCUCUGCCCCCUCACUGGCUUCUUAUUCUACGUCACCAUCUACAACAGCACCCUGCUCCUCACCGCUGUGAGUGUGGAGCGAUACCUGGGGGUGGCGUUCCCCCUCAGGUACACCCUGUGUCGCAGACCUCGCUACGCCGUGUACGCCAGCCUGGUGUUCUGGGUGGUGACCUCUCUGAACCUCAGCAUCGUCUACAUCAUGCCCUACGCCCAGUGGAGCAGCGGGGCAGAGAGUGACCAGGACGAAGGCAGCACCACCGGUAAGAACGCCCCGCCUCCACAUACCUGCUACCUGAACUUCACCGAGGAGGAGCUGAAGAUCCUGCUGCCGGUUCGUCUGGAGCUCUUCUUCGUCCUCUUCUGCGUCCCCUUCUUCAUCUGCUGCUUCUGCUACGCCAACUUCAUCCACAUCCUGUCCAAGCUUCCCAACAUCGGCAGGCGGAAGAGGCUGCGGGCCAUCGGUUUGGCGCUCGGAACGCUGAUUGUGUUCGUGGUGUGUUUCGGGCCCUACAACGCCUCCCACGUGGUGGGGUUCGUCCGUCAGGAGAGCGAGGAGUGGAGGAACGUGGCGUUGCUCUCCAGCACCUUCAACGCCUGCCUGGAUCCCUUCAUCUUCUACUUCUCCUCAGCGGCCGUCAGAAGCAUGUUGAACCACUGCGUCAGGAACAUCAUGGCCAAGCUGCACAUCCUGAGGUGUGGAGGCCCUCCUCACCCUCCCCAACCCUCUAAAUGA